GGACUUCGCUGAGAGCCUGAGAGCCCCUUAAUUAUACAACGAGAGUUCUCUUGUUCGCUUCCCACUCCGCCGCGACGGUAUAGAGUAUAGACGCACCCGUCUCCCCCACUCUGGUCUCGCAACAACAGCAAUCAGAGAGCCAUGUCUAGUAGUAAAGCUGAAGAACCUGUAAAUGAGCAAGCAGUUGCAAAUAAGUUUGCUGCCAUGAGGUCUGAACUCAACCAAAUUUACUCUAAAAUCACUGAGCUAGAGAUGGACGUGAGUGAGCACUCAUUGGUGAUCAAUGCCAUCCAGCCUCUUGAUCCAUCCAGGCGUUGCUUUCGAAUGAUUGGAGGUGUGCUGGUGGAGAGAACCAUCAAGGAGGUCCUUCCUGCUGUGCAGCGUAACAAAGAAGGGAUUGAGGAGGUUAUAACUCGACUGAAUGAGGCUUUGGAAAGGAAGAAAAAGGAAAUUACUGAGUUUGAGGCCAAGUACAAGAUUCGGAUAAGAAAGAACGAGGGUGAGGAGAAGGAUGAUGGUGCUCGCAAAGAAGGAACUGCUCAAGGUGUCUUGGUAGGCCUUGCCGGUGGAAGCGAAUGAAUGAUAAGGCUCUUCCACCACACUUGUGUUAUUUUCUCAAACUUGUUAAAUGAAGUGUGCUGUCUAGUGUACUAGGUGUGCUAGGGAUUUGGGGUUGGGUUUUUGGUCCGUCAGAUUAGUAGAAUAUUACUAGUCUUGCACUGAAUUAUGAUUUUGUUUUUGUAACCUUUAAUUAUGCGGUUCUUUCUUUAAACAAGGAUCAAGAAAAAACAAGAACAAUAUUCUCGG
Molecule: messenger RNA, 807 nt
Organism: Fragaria vesca subsp. vesca
Lineage: Eukaryota; Viridiplantae; Streptophyta; Magnoliopsida; Rosales; Rosaceae
Product: probable prefoldin subunit 2-like
Exons: 2
Coding region: 142-579 (145 amino acids)
Biological process (GO): protein folding
Cellular component (GO): prefoldin complex; cytoplasm
Molecular function (GO): protein folding chaperone
Source: RefSeq, a predicted model, not a curated record